This is a messenger RNA of Dermacentor silvarum, 3046 nucleotides long. RefSeq lists its product as uncharacterized. The transcript has 2 exons. The coding region runs from base 134 to 2248 and encodes 704 amino acids. The record is from RefSeq and is a predicted model, not a curated record. NCBI's taxonomy places the organism in Eukaryota, Metazoa, Arthropoda, Arachnida, Ixodida, Ixodidae.
CUCAGAUCGGCAUCAACACCAGCGUUGCCCAGUCAGCCAUUACAGCCAAAGUAGGCCUUUGUUCUAUCUUACAGCUACGUGGCCGCAACCACCGUCACUAAAUUACGUUGGCCUUAACACCGACGCAGAAAGGAUGUCAUACGGUCGAGACGACGAAGUUUUAUCCACCGACGAGUGGAAGGCACAACAUCUGGGCUUCAACAGGCCGUGCGGCGCGGUGAACCCCAAGAAGACGUGCUGGCUGCCUGGCGAUCUCGCGUCGUGGAACAGAAUUCUGCACGAGCUCGCGUUCGAACUCGUCGAGACGAGCCCGGGAGAACUGCUUCUGCGUGCCUUGACCUACGCAGGGUUGGAAAGAGAACCGACGUCCGCGGCUCACGACGCAUCACUGCUUGUCUCGUCACUCCUGUGUCACCAUCCUUGCAUCCAGCAUCUGGAAGUGAGGUGCGCCAUUCGCGACAAUAACGCUGCCGCUGUUCCACCGGCUUACCCCAUUCGCAUCCGUGCGUCGUGGUCGACUAUGCCGGCCCGUCGAAGCCUUCGCUCUUUGAACAUCUACGAGUCUCCCGGCGCUCUUCUCCAUCUCCGAGACCUGGACGCAAUAGUGGAUCUCGAGACAGUCUUCGUCGACGCUGUGAAAUCGAACCUGCAUACACUUCCCCAAGUCAAGUCGCUUAUGGAGCGCAACUGGAGCACGCUCAAAAAGGUUUCCAUCCGACAACACAGCCGGCAUGAACAGCAUGGGGACGUGCUUGAAAGCAUGGUAGCUUGCGAGUUCCUGACGCCAAAGUCGCCCUACGAUAGGCGUGAAAUGCCGGAGGCAAAUGCGAUUUCGACGAUGAUGGACAUGUCAGCUGCCAUAAAGGAAUUGACCGCGCAGCCCAUCUUCCUGAGCGCCAUUGCAAGAUCUCUCGUGACGAAUCUCACAGUGACAAAGGUGUCACUCUAUAUGGAGGCGCGCGGCUCAAUGGAAGAACUGUUCCGGGGCAUUGAAGUUAAUACUAAUUUGAAGCAAGUUUUCUUGUACUCCACCGUAUUAGUUGACACUACUUGCAGGCAGGCAGUUGCGUCUGUACUGGAGAAAAGCUGCCUUCGAACACUAUAUCUGGGAACCGUUGUUUUCAACGACUGUGAAGGACUGGUUCCGUGGUCAGAAGCACUGUCGAAUAACACCACUCUCAUGUACCUUCGAAUGCACUGUGAGAAUAUACCAAUGAACACCAUUUUGGCAUUGUGCAAAGUGCUACGGGUUAACAAGACCCUGAAGAAGUUAAUGCUUCCGGGAAUCACGGCAUCCGACGAAGAAAUAAUGUCUUUGACACGUCAGCUUCUCGUGGACGGGUGUUACGACCGCGUGCGCUUAGGGCCCUUGACAGAGCCCGGGCUGCGAUUCCUGUUGGAACUGCUGCCUUCUCAGCAUACAGGCCCCGAGCAGCUCUGGCUGCCAGACAUCGGCCAGCUGUCACACAAUACUGCCCGUGACCUCUUCAACGUCCUGGCAUCCAGCAAGAGGGUCAAGCACCUCGUAGUUGAAGUCAAGCUAACGCCCGAUGCCAGAGUCGCAGCUCUUUGCGAAGCAUUGAAAAUGAACAGGUCAAUCUCGUAUCUGCAUAUCAUCAUUGGAAACGAGCUUUCAGCCUGCAAUGUCCUUCAUGCUCUGUCUGCGAAUGCAGCCAUAACAAAGAUGGACAUAACCCUUCGAGUACCCGCUGACGAACAAACGAUGGGAGCGUUUUCCAGCAUGCUGCAGCACAACAACUCCCUCACGAAUGUCUCGGUCUGUUUGGACGUCCACCACCGUUCACAAUUCAUGGAAGCCAUCGCCCAGGGACUGUCGCGUAACAAGCUGGUCGUGGAAUUCUGUAGCUGGGCAAAUGGCGACGAGUACGUCCCGUUCGCCAUCCUUGAGGCCGUGCGAAGAAACAAGUGCGCCUUGAACCGUGCCCUGGAGUUUGUCCUGCAGACCCGAGAGGACAGGCACAGCGCAGAGUGCUUCGAUCGAUUCUCCGCAAGAUCCUGCCUCCUUACUCACCUGACGGAAUUCACCGGAGUGUCGGAGGUCGAAGCAUGGUGCGUAGUCGUCUCCGCGAAGCAUCGCCUGCAAGAAAAAUACCUCGUGCUCACAGGCGUUGUUCGGCACUCCCUUGUUUGCCAGCCUGCUGAAGUCACGCAGAUUGAUGCGCUGAACGAGGACUGUUGGCGUGCUAUUGCUCGUUACCUCCGCAUCAGUGACGUUUGCAUCGUGUAAUGCCGAUGUUUUCUUUAAGAACUGGAUGGAAAAAUCGUGACUUUGGGACUUACGCCACAUCACUCCGAAUGGCUUAUGGAAGCAGUAUUGAUCUUGCCUUCCUGAUUCUUUGUUGCGGCUUAUUCGGAGCCGUUUGUAAGCCUUUAAUGUCGGCACUGUGAAGCUGUGAACAAUUGGUGACGUCAAAAAAAAAAAAAAAAAAGCCUCGGUAGGGUUGUACCUUCUAUAUCCCUACUAUUUUUUGUGUAACGUCUCAUUGGAAUAUUUUACAAUACGGAAAAAUAGCUUGCGAUGGAUUUUUCUGAGAUUCUUCAUUGUUAUAACGCUGUGCAUUGUUGAUUUAAGUCUUACAAUCUUAUUGUUCCAUUUCUUAAUUUGUUGCUUAACCUGUAUGGUGGUCGAGCUACAGAAACAUACUGUUACUUUAUCUUCAUUACGUAUUUCUUCUGGCAAAAGUUAAGUGUUCAGGAUGGCGUACCUUCCAAGUUUGGCCUGAACGCUAGAGCCAUGCAAUCACAUGCACGGACACUCAGUGGCAGAAUAAGCUUUGUCUUCUUCGCUCAGAAAGAAAUGAUUGAUGGGAACGACAGAAGAAUGAAUGUAUUUGCUACUGCUACUGCUAAUUUUUGUUGCUUAAAAACAAUAUUGAAGAAGAAUUGGAUCGGCCUUGCCGGGACGUGCCAUUAUGUGAACAAUCUUGACCGCACAUCUGUUGUCGACUUUAACUGCUUUGAUUUAUUGCCAAUUAGAGAUUUUUGUUUUUCAGAAUCUUCAAUGAAGAAAAACUAAAGUCAUUUG